Messenger RNA from Nicotiana tabacum (common tobacco), 829 nucleotides. The record is from RefSeq and is a predicted model, not a curated record. Lineage: Eukaryota; Viridiplantae; Streptophyta; Magnoliopsida; Solanales; Solanaceae.
CUAAAAUCAAUUUUGGCUAAAAAUCUCAAAUUGGAUUUCGCCAAAAUUUCUCAAGUCCGCUCCCUCCACCCCAAGACUCAAAAGGAGCUAUGUAUGGAGAGUAUUGGAGAUUUAGAAGUAAAAGAUUUUGGCGAUACUUGGAGACGAAAAUCGCUGAGGCUUUUGCUGCUGCUGAGGCUUUUGCUGCUGCUGAGAUUCACAAAGCUUGUUUUCUACAAAUUCAAGAAAAAGACAGAGAAAUUCCAGUCAAGAAAUGCUUCUGCCUGAUUUUUUCGGAGCAACAAGAAGAACAAAUGGGAGGUGCGGCGAUGCCUCAACCACCUCAAAACUGGCCACAAAAUGAAGGACAAGCUAUCCAAUCUGGUAAAUCAAGAAAUGAUUCACAUGAAACAGAAAAUACCCUAGGAAAAUACUGAUACAGCUGAGGAUAUGAGACGUAUGUUGAUGAUAUCGGUUGGAUCUAAAUGGAAAGAAUGGAAGCAUGAAGCAAAAAUAAUUGGUUAUGAGCCAUACAACAACGAUAUCGAGCGCUUAGCUAAACGUCCAGACAGGGUAGAAGAAGACCAGUGGCUUGCAUUAGUUCAUUAUUGGAGCUCUAAUGAAGCAAAGCAUUCUUGAAGGAAGUGAUGUCAAUUACUGGCAGUGAAAAGCUUGACUUGUGGAGAGUUGGUUUUAUAAGAUUUAGUCUAGAAGUUGAGGAAAAUUAAUUCGAAUUAGGAGUGAUCUUAAAGUACUUACACAUUGAAAUUACUAUCUUUUAUGAUUUAGUUAGAUUUGAAUUUUACGUGAGAAUAAAUCAUUUGAUUUGACAUUAUCUAUCUUGUACUAA